Messenger RNA from Sitophilus oryzae (rice weevil), 1280 nucleotides. RefSeq names its product eukaryotic translation initiation factor 3 subunit H (gene eIF3h). The transcript is spliced from 2 exons. Gene Ontology annotation, cellular component: eukaryotic translation initiation factor 3 complex; eukaryotic 43S preinitiation complex; cytosol. Gene Ontology annotation, molecular function: protein binding; translation initiation factor activity; metallopeptidase activity. NCBI's taxonomy places the organism in Eukaryota, Metazoa, Arthropoda, Insecta, Coleoptera, Curculionidae. The record is from RefSeq and is a predicted model, not a curated record. The coding region runs from base 112 to 1128 and encodes 338 amino acids.
GUUAACAAUACAUCUGUCAUCUGUCGAUCUGUCUUUCAAUUUUCAAUCCAAUCUUUUGUAGGGGUUAUAAAAGUCUUUUUUUAAAUUGGUUUAAAUUUUUAAAAGAAAAAGAUGACUUCAAGAACGGCUCCUCCUCGACGAGUACCAGAAACCGAACCGACUAUUGCAUAUGUGCAAGCAGAUGGAUUAGCAGUGAUGAAAAUUGUAAAGCACUGUCAUGAAGAGUCUACCACUAACAUGGACAUUGCACAAGGUGCAUUACUUGGAUUAGUCGUGAACAAUUGCUUGGAGAUCACGAAUUGUUUUCCUUUUCCAAAACAAUCGGAUGAAACAAUGGACGAAGAAGAAUAUCAAUUAGCAAUGAUGCGGAGAUUAAGAAGAGUUAACGUCGAUCAUUUCCACGUUGGUUGGUACCAGAGUGCCGACGUAGGUAAUUUCCUAAGCAUUCCUCUAUUAGAAUCACAAUUUCAUUAUCAAACAUCAAUCGAAGAGUCAGUGGUGGUGAUUUACGAUACACAAAAAUCCGCAAGAGGUUUUCUUACACUGAAAGCCUAUCGUUUGACACCUCAGGCCAUUGACAUGUACAAAGAAGGUGAUUUCACACCUGAGGCAUUAUUAAAACUGAAAGUAGGGUUUGAAAACUUAUUUACUGAGGUUCCCUUCCAUGUAAAAAACUCCCCAUUAACCAAUAUUAUGAUGUCUGAGCUAGCUGAAACAGUGCCAGAAGAAGACGGUUCCAAAUUCCUGGAUUUAGGCACAGCAACUGUUCUAGAAAAUCAACUGAGAUUCUUAAUGGAUAGAGUUGAUGAACUGAACCAGGAAGCUAUUAAAUUUAACAGAUAUCAACAGUUGGUUAGCAGACAGCAACAAGAUAAACACCGUUAUCUGCAAAAGAAGGCACAAGAUAAUGCGGCCAGGUCAGCUAAAGGAGAACCACCACUACCUGAAGAGGACAUUAACAAACUCUUCAGACCUCAUCCAGUGCCACCAAGGUUAAAUCCAAUGAUUGUUGCAGGACAGAUCAAUACAUCAAGUCAAGCAAUUUCACAGUUUUGUUCGCAGAGUUUGGCUAAAUUGUACAUUACUCAGGGAUUACAAUAUGCCAAAGAAGCUAACUCUAACAAAUAGAUGGCAUGCAACAAUUAAUUUAAGAUCGACAUUUUUACAUCUAUUAAAAAUCAUAAAAAUGAACUUCAAACUAUGUGUAUUUUUCAUAGUUAAAACUUAAGGUUUGUGUCUUUAAGUUUUACAGUGUAAAAAUAAAUAAAAUAUAAAAUUAU